GAUGAUCGACAUGGGCUUCGAGCCGCAGGUGAACGCCGUGCUCGCGGCAAUGCCCACCUCCAACCUCAAGCCCGACGACGAGUCUGCGCUCAUCGACCUGUCGGGCGACACUAAGUACCGGCAGACCUACAUGUUCUCGGCGACGAUGCCGCCGUCGGUGGAGCGGAUCGCGAAGAACUACCUGCGGCAGCCCGCCUUUGUGUACGUCGGCGACCAGAGCUCCUCCAAGGCCAACAUCACGCAGCACGUCGAGAUGCUCAAGGAGAACAAGAAGAAGGACAAGCUGCUCGAGCUGCUGCAAAACGGGCCGCCGCCGCCCAUCAUCAUCUUUUGCAACGGCAAGCGCGGCUGCGACGUGCUCUCUCGCUCGCUCGACAAGAUGGGCUACCCGACCGCCGUUAUCCACUCGGGCAAGGACCAGGCGACGCGCGAGCUCGCGAUCGAGGGCUUCAAGUCGGGCGAGUUUGAGAUUCUGGUGGCGACCGACAUCGCGGGGCGCGGCAUCGACAUCCAGGGCGUCGAGCACGUCAUCAACUACGACAUGCCGAAGGACAUCGAGAGCUACACGCACCGCAUCGGCCGCACGGGCCGCGCCGGCCGCAAGGGCGUCGCCACAACCUUCGUCACGGGCGAGGGCAUCGAGGAGAACGUGCUCUACGACCUCAAGGUCAUGCUUACCUCGUGCAAGCAGCCGGUGCCGCCCGAGCUGGACAGGCACCCGGCCGCCAUUCCAAAGGAGCAGCGCGAGUACCGCAAGGCACACCCAAAGAUCAUCGAAGCGAAGAAGUAGAUCGCGGUCGAGACGUCGGCUUCCGAGGCCUCUCUCACGAAGGAGCAGGUUGUGGCAGGAGGGAGAGGGCCCGACUGGCAACUGCCAGCUCGCAGGUGAGAUGCCUGCGCGCGGCCGGGUGUGUUUUGCUCGAGGUGCUUGUACGCAGAGGUGUAUGAUAGCCUCCUGCCUGAUCGCAGCAUGGGUGCAUGAAUACAAUCUUUGGAGACUCAUAAUCACAA
Emiliania huxleyi CCMP1516 is the source of this 1011-nucleotide messenger RNA. RefSeq lists its product as hypothetical. NCBI's taxonomy places the organism in Eukaryota, Haptophyta, Isochrysidales, Noelaerhabdaceae. The record is from RefSeq and is a predicted model, not a curated record. The transcript has 7 exons. Gene Ontology annotation, molecular function: RNA binding. Gene Ontology annotation, cellular component: catalytic step 2 spliceosome. The annotation marks the transcript as partial. Gene Ontology annotation, biological process: mRNA splicing, via spliceosome.